Messenger RNA from Purpureocillium takamizusanense, 915 nucleotides. RefSeq lists its product as uncharacterized. Bases 1 to 915 code for a protein of 304 amino acids. The record is from RefSeq and is a predicted model, not a curated record. The transcript has a single exon. NCBI's taxonomy places the organism in Eukaryota, Fungi, Ascomycota, Sordariomycetes, Hypocreales, Ophiocordycipitaceae.
AUGGAUCCGCAAGAGCGCAGUCCAAAUCUGAUGGCGCAGGUGCAUGGCUUCAUGUUUUCCUGGUGGGGACUGGUGGCCCUCCUCGUCCUCAUCAAUCUCAAGUCUUUCCCGGGUGUAUGGACGAUUCGAGCACUUUACCACCUGAAGGCCUCCUUCAACGACCAGCUCCGACAGACAUUUGUAUCACCAACAGCCGAAAAUGAGCAGCGCCGGGUGCCAAAGACGCCCAAAGGUGCUGGCGACACGACUAAUUGCCACCCGCUGUUCCGGCCAGAGAUUAUAUCUUCACAUGUGCCUCCAGCAGAGAUCGACUUCAACUUGCACAAGUCCAACUCGACCUUUUUUACCGACUUGGAUAUUGCUCGCAUCAAGUUGGUGGGCCGUAUCAUGGCCCCCGCUUGGCCUCUGGACCGCAUGCUCGUCGAGUAUAAAGGCCGCGAUGGAGAGAUGAAGCGCGAGCGAGUCAAGGGACGACCUGCGCUUGCUCUUGGUGCUACCUAUACCUCCUUCAAACGAGAGAUGAAGGUGCUGGCACGCUACGAUGUGGAGUCCCGGAUCCUUGGAUGGGACUCUCGAUGGCUGUACAUUGGCUCUUGGUUCUUAAGCAAGAAGGGAGGUAAAGGCAACAGGCAGCUUUUUGCUUCCAGCCUCUCGAAGUAUAUUGUGAAAAAGGGCCGAAUCACGGUGCGGCCAGAGCAGUUCCUGACCGAGUCUGGAUGGAUCCCUCCCCGUCCAGAGAGCAGCGCAAAUAGUAAUGGCUCGGAGUCAGGCCAUGGGAGUGGUGGCAACACAACGCAGAAAAAUCAAGACUCUUGGACGUGGGAAGAAAUCGAGUCGCAUAGGCUUAAGGGCAUGUCUGUGGUGGGCGGAUGGGCUGACGUGGACUUGCGUCUGGAGGAGGCUUGUUCUUUAUGA